GGCUUCUUCACAGUAUCGCCUUGGCUGGGCGGAAUCUAGCCUCACUUAAACUGAGAAGCGACUGUUUUCUACGUUAGCAUGGUGACGGCGUGAACGUCUACCGGUUAAAACUGUUUCUACCAGUUUCACGAUUAUACAAUGUACAGCCAGCUUUUCAGGAUUUGGAUUAUGACGCAAUAAUGUCAAGGGUGAGCUGUGGCAAGAGAGAAUAUUUGUUGCAAACCGUCUGUGGAUACGCUUUAUAUUAUGCUGCACUAUAACUAAGAUUCACCAUUUGCUAACACAAGGUAGGCCAAUAGUUCUUGAGUACGUUGCCGAAAGUAAUGCUUAUUAUUAUUAUUGUAUCUAUGACGUAUGUAUCUGAGUCUGAAAUAAUACGGCUCGAAAUUCCUGGUGGAGUGAAGCGUGUCGAAGCGGAUGUGGGCAUGAUAGUGUUUUGAAAAAUACUGUUGCGUGUGAGGCUUAAUUACGCCAGGAUCUUUAAUGGAGGUCUAUAGAGUAGACAUGACAAUCCUGCCUGCUAUGACAAACUGCAGUACCCUGGUAGCUGCUGAUCUCCGAUAGAGCGGAGGAAGAAGAAGAAGAAGAAGAAGAAGAAGUAGAGUUCCAGUUUGUAAGUGUUUUUGGAAGGAAUCAGUAUCAAUAAUAUUAACGUGAAUUUGCAACGCACCUAAUGCUAUGUUACUAAGCGCCACGGUGCGCUUCUGUGCUAGCAGCCAGUAGGUAAAGCAUCGUAAUUUUACCAAAUAGAGAGCUAGGACAACAAAAUAAUAUAAACCCUUAAGACUUACGCCCGAAGAGAGAUGGAAAUGAGUUUAACCUGAUGAUCGAUGAACAGGCAUUGCCCUACAAGCAUCGAUGGAUUAAAGUGCUUUCCUUGGAUAGAAGAUAAAUCAAGGAAUUUCUCAUGGUAACUUAAUCUUCUUUGGACUGAGGAAUAAAGAAUUGUUUUACCAAUUUGAAACAGUACUUUGCCAGCAACUCAAUCUACAGUCAUGAUUUCCAGGAAACGGGUGAUCUAUAAGUGUGUGGCGCUUUUGGGCGCGGCAUGUCUUAUUUUAUUUGUGAUAAAGUCAAAUAGAGCGACCUCUAGUGACGAUGACGUGCCCCGGCUGAUGGGCAGAGAGCAUAUAAAUGACCAAGAGAGUAUGGACCUGCAGGCACUCCAUAUCGCCUUACGAUCGAGAGGCAAGGUAGACGGGCAGUACACCACCAGAACGCUGAGCGCCAAGGACGGGCCAAAGGAAUUAUCCGGAGUAGAGGACAUUGUCCAUGAAGAACAAAAUGAAUGGAUCAAUAGUGCUCAACUGAAUGCCAAGUUUCAAUUGAGCAAUGACUUACAUCAGGGUGAUUCGAAAGAACCACAUCCUCCUGUACAAGAAAACGUGGAAACGCUCGACGAACCGCGUUCCCAAGACGAGUGGAAAAGACACUUACCGGUUAUCAUAGAUGGGGAGCAUUUACAGGAUGAUUUCGAUCAUGAUCCAAGACAAGACGGUGAGCAGAACGAUGAGGGACUCCUCAAGGAUGCGAAGGGCAAAUUGAAGGCGUUCGUGAAACCUGACGGCGUUGCUGACGUGGCGAGGGCAGCGGCGUUUGUGGACAAGACCCCACCAAUUGUCAAAAACAAAACCGCACCGGCCAAGCCGGCAAGGAAACGGGUGAGGGUGAUUCGAAGGACCGUGCGUAACGGGAAGGUCAUCCAUGAAGAGGUCGUCGGCAUCAAGACGGUGAUCACGAACCCCGACACAAACGCGACCAAAAUUGUGGUGAAAGGCGAUGUACACAUACGUUCCUAUGAUGAGGUCUGGUACAGCGAUAUUUUGAAUGGUAACUUCAAAGCGAACCAGGUCCAGCUCAGGAACAAGACGAGAGAUACCCCUUACCUGACUGAAAAGCUCUGGCGGUUCCAGGACACCAACUCUGAGAGACUGUUUCUCUACGAGAGGAUGAUACAGCACGGUUGGCGCAAAAACUUGACAAACCUUAUGCAUCUCAGGCAAGAGCUCUCUGAGAGUGGGGUCGAUGCUGCAAAUGAUCUGGUCGUAACUCAGGAAAACGCCCAACUAGGAUCCUCACUUCCAUUCUACAUCAGCACCAAGGUCCCUGUCGGGGAUAAGACUGAAAGAGUCUACUCGUACAAUGUGUCUGCAGAGUUCAGGAAAAAUAUACCCGAGGUUUCACCGUUUCGUGGCAAGAAAUACAAACGCUGUGCCGUUGUAGGAAACAGCGGAAGUAUUCUGAACAGUGGAUGCGGAGCCGAAAUCGAUGACUUUGAUAUGAUCUUCAGAUGUAAUGCCGCACCGAUCGAUAAGUACGCGCACGACGCUGGAUGGAAAAGUAACAUCACAACGUUUAACCCCAGUAUAUUCUAUAGAAGAUUUAAUGCGCUGCAGACGAGGGAUGAUUACUUGCAUUUUAUGCAGAACAUCACCCAAUACAACGGUUACAUUUGGCUAGCCUGCUUCGGUUCCGCGGCUCUACAUAACGUAUGUCUCACCCCUGUCCUCGCCCAAGGCUCCCGCAAACCGAACGAGCCACACCUGGUGGUGUCGAACCCCAACCAGUUUGCCAACUUCUGGCAGUUCUGGAAGACAAGGAACGUGUCAAAGACGCCCUCUACCGGAUUCUUCAUGACACACGCAGCAUUGGAGCUCUGUGAGGAGACACAUCUCUACGGGUUUUGGCCUUUUCCCCUGCGGCUAGACUCGGGGUUCGAGCGGGUGCCGUACCACUACUUUGAUGACCUGGUCGUGUCCAAGCGGCACGGAAUGAGUGACGAGUUUUCAGUCUUUUUACAAUACCACGAAUUGGGUAUUUUGCGUAUACAUACGGGGAAAUGUCAGAGCGAGAAAACGUGAUAAAUUAGUCAAAUAAUGUUAUAAUUAUAAAUUAUGUAUUAAUAAUUAUCUAUUUUGUGGUGACUAUCCCUUUUGCAAACCUUUGCAAACUUCUGCAAUUAUCAUCUUAAUUCGUAUUUAUAGAAGUCGACUUAGUUUAACUGUGGUUUAAAGACAAAUAUUUGUUUUUGUAGAGGUGAACAAAAAUGUGUGGGCUUUCUGAUACUUUUUAUGUCAUUUUGGAUGAAAGCCAUAUUAGAAAUGUAUUCUGAAAAGGAUUUGUAGGGGGUGUAGCUCGGCAAAUACUGGUUAACGCCAUCUACGUCUUCUUUUGGACAACUGCCAACACGUAAACGAAUGGACUUGAUUAACGGUAGUCAGUGACUUAAUUUCUACAUGGUCAGCGUUCUCGAAACAGACCGAAGUUCUCAUCACGCUUCGGUUUCGCGUAUGUUGCACGCACUUGAUUGCUGCGGUCGUAUCGUCCGUACCCGAUUAGCCCAAGUCGGGCCACGGGAAAGACACGUAGUCUUGUCAUGUUACACUCCCUUUAAGUGUUUGAACCAGACAAUCAUGCUACGAGAUAAUGUGGCCUCAUAUACCCAUUUCUGUGGGGAUAUUUCUCUAUUCUUUUCUUUCUUAUGAUUUCUUCCUCAUUUUUUUUUGUUGCAUCGAUUAGUAAUUACGCACAAGUUAAAGGUCAUAAAUUUCGUAUUUGAUGUAAACCUUCACCACCAAAGUGUAUCAACUUUCCCAAUUACUUAUUAAGUUUACCGCUAGUAGGCCAACUUACAACUCUGUUAAAUUUAUAAGUGUAACGUAAUAACCAUUACCGUGGACAUUAUGAACGCCCAACACAAUCUGUGGGACAAAUUGAAUAAGCUACCACGAUUUUGCUUCAUUUUUAUUGACUUCAUUGCACAAUCACAAAUGAGAUUUCGCUAAACUGCUGUUGUCUCUUCUCCAUCGUUAUCUGUGAAUAGAAAGGGGGAGGGGAAACACUUCUUAUUUUUAUGAUAUUUUUUACUCGUGUAAUUAUCGCUAAGCAAUAUUUAUAUUUUGUGACAAUCAGUGUUUUUUGUGUUGGAUAGGCAGUGUUAAAGACGAUGCGAUUAUGACACGAAUAUCAUCUGGGAAGCGUUUUACAAAGACUCAUAUCGACUUCAAGUUGGACUUAGAUAUAGCAGGCCGUUCAUGCCAUUGUUUGCUCUCACCAUUUACUGGCAUUUGCCUCUCAAGGGAUGUACAAAUCAUGGUCACAAAUCUACAGCAUUUGUA
Messenger RNA from Strongylocentrotus purpuratus (purple sea urchin), 4118 nucleotides. RefSeq lists its product as uncharacterized. Gene Ontology annotation, molecular function: alpha-N-acetylneuraminate alpha-2,8-sialyltransferase activity. The record is from RefSeq and is a predicted model, not a curated record. The transcript has 10 exons. Gene Ontology annotation, biological process: oligosaccharide metabolic process; N-glycan processing. Lineage: Eukaryota; Metazoa; Echinodermata; Echinoidea; Camarodonta; Strongylocentrotidae. Bases 996 to 2861 code for a protein of 621 amino acids.